Molecule: messenger RNA, 1059 nt
Organism: Haemonchus placei
Lineage: Eukaryota; Metazoa; Nematoda; Chromadorea; Rhabditida; Trichostrongylidae
Source: the annotation of a GenBank genome assembly
CUGCGACUAAAAAAGAAGCAAAGUCUAAAAAAAUCAAAAAAUAGAUCAAACACCACAAAAAAUCUUACGAUAUCAAGAGCGGCAAAGAACCUUAAAUAUGUAUCCCUGAUUGUUCUUAUUGCUCAAACCACGGCUCUUGUGCUGAUACUGCGGUAUUCAAGGACUCAGAAACAUGAAGGUCCACGUUACCUUUCGUCAACAGCGGUUGUUAUGGCUGAGAUUGUCAAAUUGGUGACAUGCAUUCUUGUGCUCUUUUACAACCAUGGUUGGCGCUGGACCUCCUUUCUAGGUGAAAUUAACGCUGAAGUAAUUCAAAAACGGCGCGAAACAUUGAAGGUUGCAGUCCCAGCAGUUUUGUAUGUUAUUCAGAACAACCUUCUUUUCCUCGCCCUUUCGAAGCUGGAUGCUGCGACAUAUCAGGUAACCUAUCAGUUGAAGAUCCUUACUACUGCAUUUUUCUCUGUCACCAUGCUCGGACGCUCACUUAAUCGCUUGAAGUGGCUCGCUCUCAUCCUACUUACUGGUGGAGUUGCCCUUGUACAGAUGCCAGCAGGUGGUGCAGCUAAAAGUGCUGAAAGUGGGAACACCUCAGACAGUAUUGUUGGACUACUGGCUGUUUUAGCAGCUUGCUUUUCUAGUGGCUUUGCUGGUGUUUAUUUCGAAAAGAUAUUGAAAACUACAAAUGUUUCUCUGUGGAUGCGUAAUCUUCAACUAGCGUUCUUCUCCAUAUUUGGUGGUUUUCUGAUGUGUUGGCUUUAUGAUUUUGAAGCAAUACAAAAAGAUGGUUUCCUUCAAGGAUAUAAUACAAUUAUUUGGAUUGUUGUUAUGCUUCAGGCCUAUGGUGGAUUGGUGAUCGCGCUGGUGGUAAAAUAUGCCGAUAAUAUCCUUAAAGGCUUCGCUGUAUCGCUCUCGAUUAUUCUAUCGUCAUUUGCGUCGUGGUUCUUAUUGGGUGACUUCACGCCUUCGUUAAUGUUUGCCGCUGGUGCCACAAUCGUAAUCGUGUCAACGUUCAUGUAUGGGUAUGAAUCGAAAACUGUCAAGCCGCCUCACACAGCGUAA